GAAAACCACCACAGGCUGCUUCCUCAUAGAAGAUCAUUGUUUUUGCUGUCCAUGCUGGAAGUUUCACAUCUUCCGGGUUGAAUGCAAUUUGUAGUAGCUGAAAUAUCCCCUUGGCCAAAAUGGAUUUGUAUGGAAAGAUGGCUGCCACUCAGGAUGUGAAAGGGAAGGGAGAAGGAGGAGACCAAAACUUUGACUACAUGUUCAAGCUGCUGAUCAUUGGCAACAGCAGCGUUGGCAAAACAUCUUUCCUUUUUCGCUACGCAGAUGAUGCCUUCACGUCGGCCUUUGUCAGCACAGUCGGCAUCGACUUCAAAGUCAAAACAGUCUACAAGAACGACAAGAGGAUCAAACUGCAGAUAUGGGACACAGCUGGCCAGGAGCGCUACAGGACCAUAACCACAGCUUAUUACAGAGGGGCCAUGGGCUUCAUUCUCAUGUAUGAUAUCACCAACGAGGAGUCCUUCAGCGCUGUGCAAGACUGGUCGACCCAGAUAAAAACCUACUCGUGGGACAAUGCUCAGGUAGUGCUGGCUGGAAAUAAGUGUGAUAUGGAGGAGGAGAGAGUGGUCUCAGUGGAUAGUGGCAGACUGCUGGCAGAACAGCUGGGUUUUGAGUUUUUUGAGACAAGCGCCAAGGACAACAUCAACGUGAAGCAGACCUUUGAACGUCUCGUCGACCUCAUAUGUGACAGAAUGUCCGAAGGUUUGGACAGUGAUCUGGCCGUCACGACUGGAGCCCCAACAGCCAAACUCACAGACAGUGCUCCCCCCCUCCAGCAGCCGGGGUGCAACUGUUAGUGGGCGACAUCCCUCACCAAAUGAGAGCAGUGGAGAUCCUGUAAGAUUGUAGAGCGUACAGUUUUGCUGUCACUUCUGCUAGUGCAACUUUUUCUGGACCACAGUUCAAGCCUUCAUUAGACGUAGACUGAUAAAAUACUGUACUGUCAUUUCAUAACUAUAACAGCUUAUAUCAGCAGUAAAUAACCAGAUAGAUAUAC
Messenger RNA from Thalassophryne amazonica, 997 nucleotides. RefSeq names its product RAB3C, member RAS oncogene family (gene rab3c). Gene Ontology annotation, molecular function: GTP binding; GTPase activity. The record is from RefSeq and is a predicted model, not a curated record. Gene Ontology annotation, cellular component: endosome; plasma membrane; synaptic vesicle. Gene Ontology annotation, biological process: protein localization to plasma membrane; regulation of exocytosis; protein secretion. Lineage: Eukaryota; Metazoa; Chordata; Actinopteri; Batrachoidiformes; Batrachoididae. The transcript has 5 exons. The coding region runs from base 120 to 797 and encodes 225 amino acids.